AUGAAUUCUUGGGGCACCGAAAUAGACUGUGACAACAGGGAAGAAAAGACGAGGAGAAAGAAAAAAAAAAAAGAGAAAAAUAAAGUAACGGAAAUGAAAGAAAUAAAUGGGGAAGAAAAAAAAAAUGAAAAAAAGAAAGAAAUGGAAAGAAAAGAACAGGAAAAAAAAACGA
This is a messenger RNA of Racocetra fulgida, 172 nucleotides long. NCBI's taxonomy places the organism in Eukaryota, Fungi, Glomeromycota, Glomeromycetes, Diversisporales, Gigasporaceae. The record is from the annotation of a GenBank genome assembly.